AUGACCUAAAGGGAAAUAUGAAAUUCCUAAUUCUCUUUUCCGUCGUUAUAGCAGCUUCUGCUGCGAGCGUCAUUAUAGACCCAACUGCGGGUUACAAGGAAGGAGACCGAUUUUUCUAUUUCCCUGGUGAUGGAGACGACACCCUUCACCUGGUGGACACUGAAGAGUUUGUAGACCACGAGUUCAUCAGGAGUUACACUAGGAACCCUGACAACAAUGGAUACUGGCUGUUUACUAGAGCGAACCCUACGACGCCUCAAGUCAUUCAAUUGCAUAACGUCAACACGCUCCACAACUCCAACUUUGACAGUUCUAAGCCCAUCAAGGUUAUAGCUCAUGGUUGGAAUGGUGAUGGAUCAAAUUCCAUGAACAGACAACUGACUGAAGCCUUCCUCCAAGACGGUGACUACAAUGUUUUCGUGCUUGACUGGAAUCAACUGGCAAACCGAAACUAUUUGACAGCAAAGAAUGGAGUUCCAGCAGUAGGCAGAGGACUGGGACAGUUCCUCAACUGGCUCGUGUCUUUGGGCGCUUCUUUCGAUACCAUGCACCUCGUAGGUUUCAGUCUUGGCGGUCACCUCGUUGGUAACGCUGGACGGGAAACUGGUGCUCAAGUUAAUAGAAUUACUGCUCUGGACCCCGCUGGACCACUAUGGGGAGGUGACCGCGAGCGUCUCGUCGAAACCGAUGCGAGAUACGUCGAAGUAAUGCACACAAACACGUUGUUCCUCGGAUUCACUGACCCUUGUGGUCACGCUGACUUCUACCCUAACGGAGGCCGCAGCAUGCCUGGAUGCUGGACUAACAGCUGUUCGCAUGGUAGAGCUGUGGAUUACAUGGUCGCUUCAAUAAGAUACAACCACUUCCUUGCUAACGAGUGCGGAAGUCGCUCUAAUGCUACCAGUAAUCGUUGCACUGGAGCAGUAUAUCAUAUGGGAAACAGCGACCUGAAUAAAUCUGGAUCUGGAAUAUACCGAGUCAACACGGCUAGAAACUACCCAUUCUAAAAUGUAUGACAUCAGAUAAGAU
Messenger RNA from Ostrinia furnacalis (Asian corn borer), 1029 nucleotides. RefSeq names its product pancreatic lipase-related protein 2-like. The record is from RefSeq and is a predicted model, not a curated record. Lineage: Eukaryota; Metazoa; Arthropoda; Insecta; Lepidoptera; Crambidae. Bases 18 to 1007 code for a protein of 329 amino acids. Gene Ontology annotation, molecular function: serine hydrolase activity; lipase activity. Gene Ontology annotation, biological process: lipid catabolic process. The transcript is spliced from 6 exons.